AAUAUCAAGUUAUCUCUUAUCAGCUUGAUAGAAGCGCGUAUCAGUAGCGAAGUUCACGUUCAAGAAUGUGUUAAGUGGGCUGUUUUUAUUUUUUUUUUUAAUUUCCUUAAAUUUAAAAUGCUAACGAUACUGGAAAAAAUCGGAAUUGUAUGCAUUAGCAUCGUGGGAUUUCAAAUUACACGAUGGCUUAUCAAUUUCAUUUAUUAUAAUUUUAUUGGUCCCAAUUUAAAUUUAAAUAUCAAUCUUGCUAAAGUUGGAAAAUGGGCAGUCGUUACAGGAGCUACGGAUGGACUUGGGAAGGCUUAUGCGGAAAAUCUUGCCAAAAAAGGAUUAAACAUUGUCCUCAUUAGCAGGACGCAGUCUAAAUUAGAGGCAGUUGCCUCAGAAAUAGAAAAAGAGUACACUGUUCAAACGAAAGUGAUUGCAGUGGAUUUUACAGAACCAGUAGAAAUUUACCAUGUUAUAGAAAAGCAAUUGGUGGGUUUGGAGAUCGGAACUUUAGUGAAUAAUGUUGGAAUGAGUUAUCCCUAUCCUGACUACUUCCUCGAGCUUAAGGACAGGGAUAAAACGUAUCCAGAAAUUAUAAAUUGCAACAUUUUAUCGGUAACGAACAUGUGCAAAAUCGUGAUGCCGGGAAUGGUGGAAAGAGGUCGAGGGGUUGUUAUCAAUAUAUCGUCAACUGCAGCUCAAAUUCCAAGUCCUUUACUCACCGUCUACGCCGCUACUAAGGCAUACGUUCAAAAAUUUUCGGCCGACCUAGGAGCCGAGUAUGCAAAACAUGGCAUAACUGUUCAAUGUACUUUACCCGGUUAUGUGGCAACAAAAAUGUCAAAAAUACGAUCGUCUACGUGGAUGGCUCCUAGUCCGAAGAAAUAUGUCACGAGCGCUCUCAGAACUGUAGGUGUACAAGACAACACCACCGGCUAUUUCCCACACACGCUCCUCGUAGGGGUUGUUCAUACCCUCUACGCCUUAUCGCCAAAACUUGCCAAGUGGUUCAUUAUACGAACUAUGGAGAAUAUUCGAAACCGUGCGAAACGCCGAAAUAUUUAUUAAACUUGUAAUAAUGAUAUAAUUUUUAAUAAACAAUUUGUUAGUUAUU
Molecule: messenger RNA, 1102 nt
Organism: Agrilus planipennis (emerald ash borer)
Lineage: Eukaryota; Metazoa; Arthropoda; Insecta; Coleoptera; Buprestidae
Product: very-long-chain 3-oxoacyl-CoA reductase
Exons: 3
Coding region: 118-1056 (312 amino acids)
Cellular component (GO): endoplasmic reticulum
Molecular function (GO): oxidoreductase activity
Source: RefSeq, a predicted model, not a curated record